Macadamia integrifolia is the source of this 1982-nucleotide messenger RNA. RefSeq names its product pathogenesis-related genes transcriptional activator PTI6-like. Gene Ontology annotation, biological process: regulation of DNA-templated transcription. The transcript has a single exon. Lineage: Eukaryota; Viridiplantae; Streptophyta; Magnoliopsida; Proteales; Proteaceae. The record is from RefSeq and is a predicted model, not a curated record. The coding region runs from base 690 to 1655 and encodes 321 amino acids. Gene Ontology annotation, molecular function: DNA-binding transcription factor activity; DNA binding.
AUCGAGAGACUAGUCUACUUCUAUUAUAGAGAGAGGGAGAGAGUAGAGAGAGAAAGAGCGAGACUACUGUUGUGUUCUCGCGGUCUUUACUUUUAAAAGCCGUAUACUAUAAGUAUCCCUCUCGCUUCCACUGUCCUCCUCGUUUCGUCCACCCCGGCAGUGCUGCCGCAACUCUCUUCGUCUCUCUGUCUGUCUCUCUCUCUCUCUCUCUCUCUCUCUGUCUUUCACUCUCUUCUCUGUCACUACUGCAAAAACCCUAAACCUUUUCUCUUCUUUUCCUUUUAAUUAAUUUUCUGCAACCUUGGUUUUACUUUUUCAGUAUCGCAGCUUUACACGGGAAGACUGAAGAGUGAAGAGUCGUUCCUACAGUUUUAAAUUUCGGCUUUUCCCGAAAAAGCCUAGUCCCUGGACUCUACUUCUUCACUAUAGUCCUACUCGGCAGAAAAGCUUUUAAAUUCUAUUUUCUGCUGUCUGCAAGUUCUCCAGACAAGAUCUAUCUUCUUCUGUUUGCCUUUUGGAAAGGGGAGGGGGAGGUGGAGAGGAAGAUCCUCCUCUUUUGUCUCCUUCUCCAUAGUAUCCCCAUAAAGCUCCAACUCCUUAAAGUUUUCGUGACCAAAUCUCAGUUCCUUUCAUUUCUUCUGUCUAAUCGGAUUCUAGAGAUACAGAUACUCUUUCUCCUUCUCUGUUUCAUGUUCUUUCCGGGGGGUUUUGAUGUGGCAGAUGAGGCACAUCCAUCUUCCUUCAAUCCGUCGUUCUGUGCUAUGGAACUGACGGGAGACACAUCUGGACACAAUCACUUCGAUAGAACACAACCAAAGGUGAAGGUGAAGUUCUCCCAGCAUGUUCUCAAAACAAGGAAGCUUCUCUGUGAGCGAGACAUGGAGAAAUCCAUGGAUCACAACAAAUCAUCAUUUGCAAACACAGGCAAAAUCCGACAAAGAGUGGUGAAAAUCAUUUUCACAGAUGCAGACGCCACGGAUUCAUCGAGUGAGGACGAAGGAGAAGAGAUCGUCCGGCGAGUGAGAAGAUAUGUACAAGAGAUUGGCAUCGACACAUCUGCUAAACCUCAACUGUCGAAGCCGUUGCCGGCGCCGGCCCCGUUGCCGGCGACGAUGAAGGCAAAGAAGAGAAGAUUACAGUCUUUGAACUCCGAUCAGACUCAACGGAAAAGAUUCAGAGGUGUACGGCAACGGCCAUGGGGCCGUUGGGCGGCAGAGAUACGAGAUCCGACCCGUCGGAAACGGUUAUGGCUUGGUACUUUUGAUACGCCCGAAGAAGCGGCAACCGUUUACGAUAACGCCGCUGUUAGAUUGAAGGGUCCUGACGCCGUUACGAAUUUCCCUUUCCCGCCAAAGAUGGAAACGGUAACGGUAGCUGGUGAAGUUGCCUCCACUUCUUCCUCUAAGAAUAGUCUUGAAGCUGCUUGUUCCCCCACGUCGGUGCUCCGUUAUGAUAGCUCCCCAACGCCGUUUGAUUCGGACACACUUAGUUACGGAGCCUACGGUGACGUUGACGCUUUCGGGUUUGAUAUUGAAUCGCCGUUAACGCUUCCGGAGAUCAAGCUUCCGAGGAGUAGGAGUAACUACUUUGGCGAGAAAGAAGAAGUAGAAUUUGGGGAGUUAGAUAUUGACGAAUUUGCCCUCGGCAGGUUAUGAAGAUAAUAUUUAUACCGUUACGUUACCGUGAGUUAGCCGAUUAAUACGGCGAUUUUGUCCGUAGAUUUUGAUUUUCCUUUUUAUUAUUAUUUAAAUAUUUAAAUUCAAAUUAAUUAAUUUGAGAAAUUGUGAAGGAAAGAGAGAGAGAGAGAGUAAGUAGAGAGGACUGAGAGUAGUGGUGGUGGUGGGGUGGUGUUUGGUUAAUGGUUACUUGAUUUCCACGCUUGAUGUGGAAAAGUAUGUAUUAUAAGGGUAUAUAAGCUUUCCUUUUCAUUUUCCGAAAUCUUUGAAUAAAAUAGUGAUAAUGGUGGUGACCGGUUAUCGUAA